Molecule: messenger RNA, 3885 nt
Organism: Naumovozyma castellii
Lineage: Eukaryota; Fungi; Ascomycota; Saccharomycetes; Saccharomycetales; Saccharomycetaceae
Gene: SNT1
Product: Snt1p
Exons: 1
Coding region: 1-3885 (1294 amino acids)
Source: RefSeq, a predicted model, not a curated record
AUGGGGUAUCCUCCAGGUCCUCCUCGUGGACUGAGUGACAAGAAGAGAUACUAUUAUUCAAACAACCCUAAUCGAAGGCAUACGACGUCUUAUCCUAGGAAAAGCUAUUCUAACUCCACUCCUGGAUUUUUCCCUCAACCGAAUCCUGAGAAUCCAGCAAGUCUGCCGUCUACCCAGUCUAUUAAACCAACUUCUCAACCGGCACUGUCAACAACAUCGAAUGGAAACAGUUCAGACUCUAAAAGACAAUCACGUUAUGAUCCAAACUCAUCCAUAAGACCUGCUUCGGCUUCCCAAUUCAAACCUCAAGUGCCUCCAAAUAGAGGUUCCACAAGUCGAUAUAAUUCUUCGUUGGAGGCACCACCAGUGUAUGCACCACCACCAAUAUCGAAACCCAUUGAUUCUACUACAAUAAAUAAUGUUAAGCCAAUCCGCUCACGAUAUUCAGGUAGCACCCUGAACAGGUACACCAUACAAUCUACUUCCAGCCAAACUCCUGCAUCAUCAUCUGUUCGAGGAGUUAGCAUCUCACCUUCAUCUUCUCCUCUGUUAACACAGCAGCAUCCAAUGAAGAGACAAAGGAUGGCAUCGUCCUCUGAAUUAAACAAUAACGAAGCAUUACAACGAACCCAUCACGAUAUAAAAGAGAACUCAACCAUUUCUCAAAAUUCCAUCCAAAACCCUAAUAAUAUUCCUAAUUAUUAUUCUAGAAGUAAUACAUGGAAAUCACAUGGAGCAUCAACAAAACCAGAUAUGUCAAAUUAUAAUAUAUCUUCUUCAACUACAUCAACUUCUCAACCAACUAUUUUGAAAAACCAUAAACGUUCUUUAAUCGAAUCGACUUCUACGGAAGUUGAAACAAACCACAUUGGAAACAACGAAGAUAGAAACAGAAGGGUGUCCAAUGAACACUUUAACAAAGAUCAACAAUCAUACAAAGCUCAUAAGGAGACUCAUAAACAUCAUGCUUCAUUCAAUUCAAGUUCCAAUCCACAUUCUUUGGGAUCAAGUUUAUUUAAUUCUGUACCAAGGACAACAAGAGAAACUGAGCAUAAAGCUGCAAGCGAUUUUAAGAAAGUGAAAACAUUGAAGGAGGAGGAACCUAAACCAACAAAGGAACCUUUUAAGGAAAAUCACCAAAACAAGCUCAUGCACACUUCAAACGAAAAAUCACAAAAGGAGAAGCAAAUAUCAGGUAUGUGGUCUGCUCCUUCUAAUUUUCAACAAUUAUCGCCAUCAUACUCUAAUGAGGAUAAAUUUUCCUCUUUAAAACAACGAGAUGAUGAAACAGUUAAAGGGACAAGAGAAAACAAGAUAUCAAAAGAAGUUAUUGCACGACCAGUAGAAGAGUACGAAUACAUCCAUGAUCCUAAGCAAUUGAAAACUAACAUUUCAGCAUUGGCCUUUCAAAGUGUUACGAUACCAUAUAGUGAACCAAUCAAGCCAAUUACUUCAUGCAUUUUUCCAUUAACAGAAGUCGAGACGAAAUUAUGGGAGUUGAAGAACCGAAAAAGAUCAGAGGUCAUUUCGAGGCAAAAAUAUCGUUUAACCGAUCCCAUUUUUUCUAUUAAAGAAUAUCCAUUUAUUGAAACCAACAUGUUGGUUUAUAAACAAUCAAUAAGAACUACACUUUCUCGUGGAAUAUCCCAUAUCAAGAGAUAUGAUUUCUGGAAAGGUUUAGAUUUAAAAAAAAAAUAUUUUGAUUUUGAGGCUCGAUGGGAAACCGAUUGUUCCACCAUGGAUGCAAUGAGUAAUGAAUUGAGAAGUGAAGAAAUUGAAAUGAAGUUAAAGUUAAAGGAAGAACAAGAGUUAAAGGAGAAAAAAGAGAAAGAAUUGGAAGAGGAGAAAAAUCAAACCGCCAAUCGAAGAAGAAAUAGAGCUGAUUUUGUAGAUGAUGAUGAAAUGGAAAAUGUUUUACUCCAAAUUGAUCCAGAUUACAAGCAUCAUCAGGCCGCUGCUAUUAUCCCAACUCAAAUAAUAAACCCCUUGGACAAGUUUACUAUUAAUUUCAAAGAUGUUAACAAUCUUGUUACGGAAAAAGAUAAAUGGGCUUCAAGAAUAUUGAAGGACGGUGUUGAUACUUUCACAGAUAAUGAACACGAAUUAUUUGUUGACGGUUAUUUAAUGCAUCCAAAGAAGUUUGGGAAGAUAUCUCAUCAUAUGGGCGGUUUGAGAACUCCCGAAGAAUGUGUUUUACAUUACUACAGAACCAAGAAAAUGGUGGAUUACAAGAGUUUGCUUCUAGAAAAGAACAAGAAAAGAAAGAGCACGACAGCCGCCAAGCGUCGCAAGAAAAAAGGGGUAUUGGAAGAAAAUGACUCGCUAUUGCUUGAUCAUGAUUCAGAUAAAGAAGCUGUAGCAACUGCACCUGAAAUUAGAGACGAUAGUACGCAUAGAAAUGACGAUACUCAAGAAAUAGUGCCGGUGCAAAACCAUGUGGAAGAAACUGAAUCACCUAAGAAGAUGGAAGAAAUCGUGGUAACCAAACAAUCUCUUCUUGAAUCCCGAAACAUUUUAGUCCAGGAUCCACAACUUGUUCAUGCACCAUCAGCCACCAGCCAAUUUUCUAACGAUACUAUAAAUGAAAGUGAUAUUGAAGAUGAGGAAAAAGAUGCGACAUCUCCCGACUUUAAUGACACUGUUUCAGACACACAUUCGAAGAUCGUUGACGAUAAGACACCUCAUCUAACCGUUGACCAAUCACAAAUUAAGGAACAGGAACCAAUUCAACCAUUAGGACAUGACAACAGUCAAAGUAUUGAGAAUAUGGAUGAAAUAAAUAGCCAUUUGGAUGAAAAUGGGCAAAAGAAGAAGCAGAAACCAAACCCUGAUCAUAAAUCCAGUUAUUGGAGUGUAAGAGAAGCGUAUGCAUUCCCAGAACUAUUGAAAGAAUUUGGCUCACAGUGGUCCCUUAUUUCUCAAAAAAUCGGUAGCAAAUCAACUACGAUGGUAAGAAAUUAUUAUCAAAGAAAUUCUGCACAUUUUGGUUGGAAACUUUUGGUAGAAGAUGCUGACAAUAGGAGAAAUGCAAUUAGAUCUGGAUCGGUACAUCAAUCACAAAUGUUAUUACAGCCUGAACAGAUGCUCCCAACUCUUUCUUCAGGGAUCCCCCCUCAACAAAGGCCUGCAUUACAUUUUUUUGGAAAUCAGUCAGAUCUUGAUCAUAGGUAUUCGCAAGGUGCUGGAACUCCAACCAACCCUUUCCACUCGGAGAUUGGCAGAGACUCCUUUUCGGUAGUCACUACACCAAGUACAGCUUUACCUCCACCUAGAUUACCAUCUAUUCAAUUACAAUCGCACGAGCCAAGUUUCCCAUUGAAUGUUUCUCAGCAGCAAGCUACUAACGUUCCACAUAUGACACCCGUUCCAAGUAGUAAUGUCACUAAUCCAUUACCGACUGUUACAGAAUCGGGUCGUACGGGGAGUUCUACAUCCGCUGCUAAUGUUAAUUCAAUCCAAAGUAUUUUGAAUGCCGAUAGCAAGCAAUCGGAUUCGUUUCAUUUACCUGUAUUCAAGCCCACAGAACCGGCAUUACCUUCUUCUAAUGGAGAUAGGGUGAUAAUUCAAGGUCUGUCUACACUUAAUCACGAACCAAGAACGAGUUCUUUAUCAGCAAUUUUGAACCCUGAAGUAAAGCAAUCCACCAUUCACCAUCCGAUGACGAAUAUGGAAGUGCGGAGACAAAUUACUCAACCAACUGGAGAGCUGCCAUACCAACCUUUACAGACCGCAAUUCCUUCAGCAAUGGCACCACAAGGAAUUAAUUUUGCCAAUGACCCCUUAGCUGCUUUGGCGGCAGUUGCAUCUGCCCCUGAAAACAUGUCAUCACUUCUCCCCAAUGACAAUUCUAACCGUGGCAACGCCCCACCAACCAGCCACAAUUAG